CGCGCCCCCCUCCCUUUUGCUGAGGGUCCCGCCCCGCCCUCAUACUCCACCGCCCCGCCCACCUCGCGCCCCUCCCUCUUGCUCCCAUCCCGCCCAUCUCGCUUCUCUGGCCCAUCGCCCUCCAAGGCUGGAGAGCCAGUGGUUGCUCCUGCUGCCGCCGGGAGUCGCUGGGGAGGACGCGUAGGGCGGGGAGCAGCUCCUGGCCCGCGUGAACUGCUGAGGAGGCCGGUCUUGGGUUUUCUCCACCGCCAGAUCCCACCCCACCGGGCAGACCCCACCCCCUGCUCCUUCCUCCUGGGGCGCGCUCUCGAGUGCGCGCUCGGAAGUCGGGGGUCGGCGCAGAGUGCAGCCUGCGCACCGGGAGGCAGCGGAGGCAGCGCGAUCUUCGCUUGGACGCCCACCCAUCGGCUCUGCGUCCGGCUCUCGGCCUCCAGCCCGGUUCUCAGCCCGGCCUCGGCCCGCAGCGGAGGAUCGGCCUCGGGGCACGCCGCUAGGCGAGUGCAGCGCGGCACCCUAGCCUUUACCGAGGGCCCGCGCACGGCGGGAUGACGGGCGGCGGGCGGGCCGCUCUGGCCCUGCAGCUCCAGCGGCGGCUGUGGCUGCUGCUGGCUGUGCUGGCGGCCGUGGCGUGCUGGGUCCGGGCGGCCAUGGACGAGUGCGCGGAUGAAGGCGGCCGGCCGCAGCGCUGCAUGCCGGAGUUUGUUAAUGCCGCCUUCAAUGUGACCGUGGUGGCUACCAACACGUGUGGGACUCCACCCGAGGAGUACUGCGUGCAGACUGGAGUGACCGGAGUCACCAAGUCCUGUCACCUGUGCGACGCCGGCCAGCUCCACCUGCAGCACGGGGCAGCCUUCCUGACCGACUACAACAACCAGGCCGACACCACCUGGUGGCAAAGCCAGACUAUGCUGGCCGGGGUGCAGUACCCCAACUCCAUCAACCUCACGCUGCACCUGGGAAAGGCUUUUGACAUCACUUACGUGCGUCUCAAGUUCCACACCAGCCGCCCAGAGAGUUUCGCCAUUUAUAAGCGCACUCGGGAAGACGGGCCCUGGAUUCCUUACCAGUACUACAGUGGCUCCUGUGAGAACACGUACUCAAAGGCUAACCGUGGCUUCAUCAGGACGGGAGGAGAUGAGCAGCAGGCCUUGUGUACUGAUGAGUUCAGUGACAUUUCCCCCCUCACCGGCGGCAACGUGGCCUUUUCAACUCUGGAAGGAAGGCCGAGUGCCUACAACUUUGACAACAGCCCCGUGCUACAGGAAUGGGUGACAGCCACUGACAUCAGAGUCACGCUCAAUCGCCUGAACACCUUUGGAGAUGAAGUAUUCAAUGACCCUAAAGUCCUCAAGUCUUACUAUUAUGCAAUCUCGGACUUUGCUGUGGGUGGCAGGUGUAAAUGUAACGGACAUGCCAGCGAGUGUGUAAAGAACGAGUUUGGGAAGCUCGUGUGCAACUGCAAGCAUAACACAUACGGAGUUGACUGUGAAAAGUGCCUGCCUUUCUUCAACGACCGGCCGUGGAGGAGAGCAACUGCCGAGAGUGCCAACCAGUGCCUGCCUUGCGACUGCAACGGCCGAUCCCAAGAAUGCUACUUUGACCCUGAGCUAUACCGUUCCACUGGGCACGGUGGCCACUGUACCAACUGCCGGGAUAACACAGACGGUGCCAAGUGCGAGAGGUGCCGGGAGAACUUCUUCCGCCUGGGGAACACUGAAGCCUGCUCUCCGUGCCACUGCAGCCCCGUUGGUUCUCUCAGCACUCAGUGUGACAGUUAUGGCAGGUGCAGCUGUAAGCCUGGAGUAAUGGGUGACAAGUGUGACCGUUGCCAGCCUGGGUUCCAUUCCCUCACCGAGGCAGGAUGCAGGCCAUGCUCCUGCGACCCUUCUGGCAGCACGGACGAAUGUAAUGUUGAAACAGGAAGAUGCGUUUGCAAAGACAACGUCGAAGGCUUCAGCUGUGAGAGAUGCAAACCUGGAUUUUUUAAUCUGGAAUCCUCCAAUCCUAAGGGUUGCACACCCUGCUUCUGCUUUGGGCAUUCUUCUGUGUGCACCAAUGCUGUUGGCUACAGUGUUUAUGACAUCUCGUCGACCUUUCAGAUUGAUGAGGACGGGUGGCGUGUGGAGCAGAGAGACGGCUCGGAGGCGUCUCUUGAGUGGUCCUCAGACCGGCAGGAUAUUGCUGUGAUCUCAGACACUUACUUCCCCAGAUACUUCGUCGCCCCUGCCAAGUUCCUGGGCAACCAGGUCCUGAGUUAUGGGCAGAACCUCUCCUUCUCCUUCCGAGUGGACAGACGGGACACUCGCCUCUCCGCGGAGGAUCUCGUGCUGGAAGGAGCUGGCUUGAGAGUGUCCGUGCCCUUGAUCGCUCAGGGCAACUCGUACCCUAGCGAGACCACUGUGAAGUACAUCUUCAGGCUCCAUGAAGCAACAGAUUACCCUUGGAGGCCUGCUCUCUCCCCGUUUGAAUUUCAGAAGCUCCUAAACAACUUGACCUCUAUCAAGAUCCGUGGUACAUACAGUGAGAGGAGCGCUGGAUAUUUGGAUGAUGUCACCUUGCAAAGUGCUCGCCCUGGGCCCGGAGUCCCCGCAACGUGGGUGGAGUCCUGCACCUGUCCAGUGGGGUAUGGAGGGCAGUUCUGUGAGACAUGCCUCCCAGGCUACAGAAGAGAAACCCCAAGUCUUGGACCUUACAGCCCGUGUGUGCUCUGUACCUGUAAUGGGCACAGUGAGACCUGUGACCCCGAGACAGGUGUCUGUGACUGCAGAGACAAUACUGCCGGCCCGCACUGUGAGAAAUGUAGCGAUGGGUACUAUGGAGACUCAACCCUGGGCACCUCCUCUGACUGCCAGCCUUGUCCCUGCCCUGGCGGCUCAAGUUGUGCCAUUGUCCCAAAGACAAAGGAAGUGGUGUGCACACACUGUCCAACUGGCACUGCCGGCAAGCGAUGUGAGCUCUGUGAUGACGGCUACUUUGGAGACCCUCUGGGCAGCAAUGGGCCCGUGAGACUGUGCCGCCCGUGUCAAUGCAACGACAACAUAGACCCCAACGCCGUUGGCAACUGCAACCGUCUGACUGGAGAGUGCCUGAAGUGCAUCUAUAACACGGCCGGCUUCUACUGCGACCGGUGCAAAGAAGGGUUUUUCGGAAAUCCCCUGGCUCCCAACCCAGCAGACAAGUGCAAAGCCUGCGCCUGCAAUCCCUAUGGGACAGUACAGCAGCAGAGCAGCUGUAACCCAGUGACCGGGCAGUGCCAGUGUCUGCCUCAUGUGUCAGGCCGGGACUGUGGCGCUUGUGACCCUGGCUUCUACAACCUGCAGAGCGGGCAAGGCUGCGAGAGGUGUGACUGCCAUGCUUUGGGUUCCACCAAUGGGCAGUGUGACAUCCGCACCGGGCAGUGUGAGUGUCAGCCCGGCAUCACCGGUCAGCACUGUGAGCGCUGUGAGACCAACCACUUUGGGUUUGGACCUGAAGGCUGCAAACCUUGCGACUGUCACCACGAAGGAUCCCUUUCGCUCCAAUGUAAGGAUGACGGCCGUUGCGAAUGCAGGGAAGGCUUCGUGGGCAAUCGCUGUGACCAGUGUGAAGAGAACUAUUUCUACAAUCGGUCUUGGCCUGGCUGCCAAGAGUGUCCGGCUUGUUACCGGCUGGUGAAGGAUAAGGUUGCUGAGCAUCGAGUGAAACUCCAGGAGUUGGAGAGCCUCAUAGCAAACCUCGGGACUGGGGAUGAGACGGUGACAGAUCAAGCCUUUGAGGACAGACUGAAGGAAGCAGAGAGGGAGGUUACAGACCUCCUCCGUGAGGCUCAGGAAGUCAAAGAUGUAGACCAAAAUAUGAUGGAUCGCCUUCAGAGAGUAAAUAACAGUCUACACAGCCAAAUCAGCCGGCUGCACAAUAUCCGGAACACUAUCGAAGAGACGGGGGUCUUGGCUGAGCGAGCGCGGUCCCGAGUGGAGAGCACAGAGCAGCUGAUUGAGAUCGCCUCCAGGGAGCUCGAGAAAGCAAAAAUGGCUGCCGCCAAUGUGUCAAUCACUCAGCCAGAGUCUACAGGGGAACCAAACAACAUGACCCUCUUGGCAGAAGAAGCCCGAAGGCUUGCAGAGCGUCAUAAACAGGAAGCUGAUGACAUUGUACGAGUGGCAAAGACAGCCAACGAGACCUCAGCUGAGGCAUAUAAUCUGCUUUUGAGGACCCUGGCAGGAGAAAAUCAAACUGCAUUGGAGAUUGAAGAGCUUAACAGGAAGUAUGAACAAGCAAAGAACAUCUCUCAGGACCUGGAGAAGCAGGCUGCCAGAGUCCAUGAGGAAGCCAAGCGAGCAGGUGACAAAGCCGUGGAGAUCUAUGCCAGUGUGGCCCAGCUGACCCCUGUGGACUCGGAGGCUCUGGAGAGUGAAGCAAAUAAAAUCAAGAAAGAAGCUGCAGAUCUGGACCGUCUGAUUGACCAAAAGCUAAAAGAUUACGAGGACCUUAGGGAAGACAUGCGAGGAAAGGAACAUGAAGUAAAGAACCUUCUAGAGAAGGGGAAAGCCGAACAGCAGACCGCUGACCAACUCCUAGCUCGAGCCGAUGCUGCCAAGGCUCUUGCUGAAGAAGCUGCUAAAAAGGGACGCAAUACCUUACAAGAAGCUAACGACAUUCUCAACAACCUGAAAGAUUUUGAUAGACGAGUGAACGAUAACAAGACAGCUGCUGAAGAAGCUCUAAGGAGAAUUCCCGCCAUCAACCGGACCAUAGCUGAAGCCAAUGAGAAGACAAGGGAGGCACAGCUGGCGCUGGGCAAUGCGGCAGCUGACGCCACGGAGGCCAAGAACAAAGCCCACGAGGCGGAGAGGAUCGCCAGCGCCGUGCAGAAGAAUGCCACCAGUACCAAAGGCGGAUCGGAGAGAACCUUCUCGGAAGUCACAGACCUGGAUAACGAGGUGAACGGCAUGUUGAGGCAGCUAGAGGAAGCGGAGAAUGAGCUGAAGAGGAAGCAAGAUGAUGCCGACCAGGACAUGAUGAUGGCGGGAAUGGCUUCACAGGCUGCUCAGGAAGCUGAGCUUAAUGCCAGAAAAGCCAAAAACUCUGUCAGCAGCCUCCUCAGCCAACUGACCGACCUCUUGGAGCAGCUGGGACAGCUGGACACCGUGGACCUGAACAAGCUCAACGAGAUCGAAGGCUCCCUGAACAAAGCCAAAGACGAAAUGAAGGUGAGCGACCUGGACAGGAAGGUGUCCGACCUGGAGAACGAGGCCCGGAAGCAGGAGGCAGCCAUCUUGGACUAUGACCGAGACAUAGCAGAGAUCAUAAAGGACAUUCACAACCUGGAGGACAUCAAGAAGACGCUACCAACAGGCUGCUUUAACACCCCGUCCAUCGAGAAACCCUAGUGGUGGGAGGGCUGUAAGGCAGUGUCCCUGACAGGGGGCCCUGUGAGGCCUCGGUGCCUUGACACAAAAAUUACACUUUUCAGACCCCCCCACUUCUCUGCUGCUCUCCGUCACUGUCCUUUUGACCCAAGAAAAGUCAGAGUUUAAAGAGAAGCAAGUUAAACAUCCUUAACCAGGAACAAAGGGUUUUGCCUAAUAAAGUGUCUCCUCCACUCCUGUGAGCACCCUACCGGAACUUUCCCUUGUUUGCCUGAAGUCACAGCAUCUUCCAGUGGCAUACCCACAUCACGUGAGCCUUUGUAUGCCAGGGCAGACCCAGCCCCCUCCCCUCUCUCAGCACCAGCAGAACCUAUCUUAGUACUCAUAUUUCUAUGAAGGAAAUGUUUGGCUCCUCACUGUAGCACUGAGAUGACCAAAUAUGUCCAGUCUGCAUCUUCUGCCUCCUCUUUGAAGCAAAAGGAAAUAAACAUCCUGUGCCAAAGGUAUUGGUCAUUUAGAACGUUGGUAGCCAUCCAUCAGACAUGCUGGCUGUUCGAGCAUAGGCCACUGAGCCAUUACGGGUAACAGUGUAGUUACGUGUGGGUCUCUGAGAAAGCAUGGCUCGAAGAUGCUUACAUUUUUCUCCUGUGCUAAUUGACUAGGAAGAUAAACGUUUUCCCAAUCCUCAGGCAGCUGAUAAAGAGUCUGGAUGGGCAGCUUGCACCUACCACUACACUAGGUAGCUUGUGAUAGUUUUAGAAGCAGGACUCAGUGCAGAAGAAACAGAGAUGUGAUAACCACUCACGUUUUUUCUCCCCCAAAUCUUACUAAUUCUUGGAGCUUCGUUAGUGUGUUAGAAUUGGAACUUAUUGUUAGCAUAUCUAUCAAAACAGUCGUCCUCUAAGGUCUUGACCAAUGAAAGAAAAGCAAAUCUCCUUUCCCCCCAUUUUCUGGGAAGUGGAUGUAACCAGUCUGAUUAGGAUUCCAUAAGUGAAUUUCUCUUUCUCUGUUGGAGAGAGAUGUGACAUUUGGCCCUUAGCUCCAAGUCUCUUCUGACAUUUCCAUUCUUUCAAAACACAUCAUUGUUUGCCAGAUCCUGGUGGCAAACGCUGCUCUCAGUGUUUCUCAAGGCGGUGGACCCCAUCUAGUUCCUGCGCUUUGUGGCUCCGCCCACUCUAAGCCUUUCCUCUGUGGAGAGGGAAGAACCAUGCAUGGCGUUUCCUAGUGGGCUUCUCGACCUCUGAUCCUCAGCUCUGUGGUUCCCUUAAGACCACACCGGGACAGUUCCCUGCCACACGCCCCCUUCCUCCUAUCUACCUGCCUCUGAGAUUCAUAUUUAGCCUUUAACACUAUGCAAUUUUGUACUUUGCGUAGCGGGGGGGGGGAAGAAACUAUUAUCUGACACACUGGUGCUAUUAAUUAUUUGAAAUUUAUAUUUUUUUGUGUGAAUGGAUUUUUGUUUAUCAUGAUUAUAGAGUAAGGAGUUUAUGUAAAUAUUCCUGGUCCUCCUAGAACGGCACUGUCCGCUCACGUCCCUUCUCAGUUGUCCCUCUCACUGGCCAGGAACCUGUGCACCUCCUCCCUUCCAUCCCUCUGAGUCAUGCCUGGUCCCCAGUGUUUGCUCCGCCUCUGCCUGUGUUUGCAGCACCUUCAUUGUCUAACGGGUCUAUCAGCCUGCUCGCCUCCACAGCCUGACCGAAGAGGGCUCUCUUCCCUGUACCUCUGACCAUCUGAGCUGCAGCUCCGUGCGGUUCUCGAUGCCUGCCCCGGAGCAGUAGCCAAGCUGACAGGGUAAAGGGAUGAGGAAAGUUUGCAGACGGAACCUUCCCGCACGGGUCAGUUUUGUAAGGGAACAUGUGAUGACGGAGCACUUGAGGGCGUGGGCACAGGGCUACUGAUGAGAGAGGAGGCUCUGCUCUGCCUGGCUCUGUUGGGCAAACGGAGAUGACCACAAACUCUCAGCUUGGCAUCCCUGAGGUUCCGCUCUUGCUCCUCGGAGGCCUUUUCUGCUAUUGCAGAGGCACAGCCUCACCAAGCUCAGUGCUGAUUGGCUAGUUCCUCUACUAUGAGGUCACCACCUUAACAUUCUGGUCACAGUUGCAAGAAAAUGGCUGACCGGCCACCAGCAUCCUUUGGGUCAGCUCUACUCCAGCGCUGGUGGGUGGGGUGUUCUGGUUGUCUUCUCCAUCGUUGUUGGUAUAUUUUUAAAAAGAAUUUUAUUUUUAAAAAUGAAAGUUAUUUACAAGAUGAUACCUUACUACACUCCUGCGACACAGCCAUUAUUCUAUUGUAUAGUUCCAAUAAUCUGUAUUUUAUGUAAUAAAAUGGACAGGAUGGCUGCUGUGGAAUGCCGGGUGUCACCCAGAAGAGAUUGUUUUAUCCUACCCCCACCUCCAUGGAAUUUCCCUCUAACUGUGGCCCUUUUAAAUGUGCCUUCACCUUAGCUGUUUGCCUUAACUCUACAGUCUUCCCCACAGGGAGGUUAAUAAAGCGCAACACUUGGCGUCUUUUAUGUUUAAAAAGAAAACAGUAUUUUAUUUAUAAUAAAAUCUGAAUAUUUGUAACCCUUUA
Messenger RNA from Rattus rattus (black rat), 7919 nucleotides. It is a transcript of the gene Lamc1, whose product is annotated as laminin subunit gamma 1. Bases 546 to 5369 code for a protein of 1607 amino acids. NCBI's taxonomy places the organism in Eukaryota, Metazoa, Chordata, Mammalia, Rodentia, Muridae. Gene Ontology annotation, molecular function: extracellular matrix structural constituent. The record is from RefSeq and is a predicted model, not a curated record. The transcript is spliced from 28 exons.